Elephantulus edwardii (Cape elephant shrew) is the source of this 549-nucleotide messenger RNA. RefSeq names its product MRG/MORF4L binding protein (gene MRGBP). Gene Ontology annotation, biological process: regulation of transcription by RNA polymerase II. The record is from RefSeq and is a predicted model, not a curated record. Lineage: Eukaryota; Metazoa; Chordata; Mammalia; Macroscelidea; Macroscelididae. The coding region runs from base 1 to 549 and encodes 182 amino acids. Gene Ontology annotation, cellular component: nucleus; NuA4 histone acetyltransferase complex. The transcript is spliced from 5 exons.
AUGGGGGGACAGGAGAGAGGCCUCUGCCCCCACCCUCGGAUCAGCCCCCCAGCAGCCCAGCAGGCUCAGGCACACCUGGAAGGUGUGAACCGACACUUCCACAUGAUUUGUAUCCGGGACAAGUUCAGCCAGAACAUAGGACGGCAGGUCCCAUCCAAGGUCAUCUGGGACCACCUGAGUACCAUGUAUGACAUGCAGGCCCUGCAUGAAUCCGAGAUCCUUCCCUUUCCCAAUCCAGAAAGGAACUUCAUCCUUCCAGAGGGGAUUGUCCAGGAGGUCCGGGAAGGAAAAGUGGUCAUUGAGGAGGAGAUGAAAGAAGAGACCAAAGAGGACGUGGACCCCCACAACGGGGCUGAUGAUGUGUUUUCCUCUUCAGGAGGCUUGGGGAAAGCCGUGGAGAAGUCCAGCAAAGAGAAAGAAAAGACCUCUUCAGACUUGGGAUCCAAGGAAGGGGCCGACAAGCGGAAGCGCAGCCGGGUCACUGACAAGGUCCUGACGGCCAACAGCAACCCCUCCAGCCCCAGUGCUGCCAAGCGGCGCCGGACAUAG